Messenger RNA from Telopea speciosissima, 1254 nucleotides. RefSeq lists its product as uncharacterized. Bases 1 to 1254 code for a protein of 417 amino acids. NCBI's taxonomy places the organism in Eukaryota, Viridiplantae, Streptophyta, Magnoliopsida, Proteales, Proteaceae. The record is from RefSeq and is a predicted model, not a curated record. The transcript is spliced from 2 exons.
AUGGGGAAUAAGCCAUCUGUAAGGCGUUUGAGGUCUCUUAUUUUGUCUACUAAAGUAGACGUGGUAGGUAUUGCUGAACCAAUAAUCCCUUUCCAAAAGGCAGGGCGGCUAAUGAAAAAGAUUGGGAUGAGUGGUGUUGUUUCUAAUGGAGAGGCUCAUGGACAUAAGCUAUGGGUAUUCUGGCGACAAGAUGCACAGGUCAGGGUAAUGGAUUCGCAUGAACAGUUUGUUACCUUGGAAUGCAGGAUUGGUAGUGAGAAAGCGGUUCUGGUGUCCUUUGUACAUGCAUUAUGCUCCUUCUAUAAAAGAUGGUUGCUUUGGAAUGCUCUGUUGGACCAGGGGAUAGAUGCCUCAACCCCUUGGGCAAUUAGUGGUGACUUUAAUGCUAUCUUGAGUCCUGGAAAAAAGGUGGGUGGCCGGCAGAUGAUUUAUCGAGCUUCCCCUUUUAAGUUCCAGCAAAUGUGGAUUACUCACCCGGGGUUUAAGGAAUGUGUUCGACUGUGUUGGGAAAAUCAAGUGUAUGGCUUACCUUUACAGAUCCUGUACCUAAAACUGAAGGCCCUUCACAUCAGGCUUAAGGCUUGGAAUAAAUCUGUGUUUGGAAAUAUACACCAAAAUGCAAGGAAUGCGGAAGACAUGGUGGUUAGGGCUGAGAUUGAAGCUGAGCAAGCACCUAGUGAUGAUUCUAGAAGGGCAUUGAAAAAUGCCAGAACGAAUCUCCAUGAUGUUCUGUUACAGGAAGAGAUUUUUUGGAAACAAAAAUCUAGGGUGCGCUGGCUCAAGAAGGGGGAGAGGAAUACCAUAUUUUUCCACACUGCUAUAAAUGUUCAGCGAUGUAUUGGAAGGGUGGAGAAAAUUAGAGAUGCAAAUGGGGAGUGGAUUCAGGGCACGGAGAACAUUGCCUUGGAAGUGGCCAGGUUCUUUGCUGAUGCUUUUUCAUCUCAGGGAGUAACUCAAGAUGCGGACCUCUUGGACUUUAUUCCUAGAGUGGUAACAGAUGAGGACAAUGCGGCAUUGCUGCAUAUUCCAUCUUUGGAUGAAGUUAAGGAGGCAGUUUUUGCUCUUUCGCAGGAUAGUGCACCUGGUCCAGACGGUUUCUCUGGCUAUUUUUUCACCUCUUGUUGGGAGAUUAUAGGAGGGGAUGUCUGGAGGGCAAUAGAGGAUUUUUUUCUCAGGGGGUUGGCUUCCAAAGGGAUACACAUCAGCAAAUCUGGUUCUCAUCCCCAAAAAGGAGAACCCAGAGGUAAUCUCUGA